Messenger RNA from Sorghum bicolor (sorghum), 4216 nucleotides. Its product is annotated as putative disease resistance protein RGA3. Bases 705 to 3221 code for a protein of 838 amino acids. Gene Ontology annotation, molecular function: ADP binding. The transcript is spliced from 4 exons. The record is from RefSeq and is a predicted model, not a curated record. NCBI's taxonomy places the organism in Eukaryota, Viridiplantae, Streptophyta, Magnoliopsida, Poales, Poaceae. Gene Ontology annotation, biological process: defense response to other organism.
GGCUGAUAGUGAUAGGUUCCUCUCAGUUGUGCUUUUUACAAGUUAUGCCCACCGGAUCAAGUUCAUAUGCAUUCUGAAGAUUUCAACCAGCUUUGCUAAUACAACGGCAAGGGUACGGUGUGAUCUGUACAUCAGCACUUCCAUAGUUUCCAUUGCUCAAAUCUGAAGGUUGUUCAGGACUCGAACACUGCUAGCUCAAGGCAGAUCUAUGUUAUGCAUUUCCCAUCUUAAAUGUGGAUCAAUGUUACUUCACAGUUGACUCGUCCGGCAGAAAACAAAGACGCGACCUCAAGUCUUUGCUUGCCUGCCAUUUCAAUCCUCAUCUCCGGCAAGGAGAAGAACCAAGAAUAUUGCAUCUUCUCAUGCCGACAAGGGAGUGCUACUACUGCUGUUUUGCAGUUAUGAUUUUCUAGUCUGUAAACACGUAUGAUGUCACUGCACGCAAAUCAAAGUGGAUAAAAAAAUCACCGAAGCUCCAUGGCUGCGGGCAAUUUUGGUGGUCUCUAUCCCACGUGCGUGGUUGGUUGUGGGAUAUUGGUGGGCUGUGUCUCGCGCACAUUGUUGGUUUGGAUAUGAAUAAUUAAGCCGAAAAGGCUGCCUGGCCGAUGUUACCAUCCGCCCGCUAGCAGCCCUUGAUCGAUCCAGUGGAGGAUACAACUGCACCGUACAUAAGAGGCCGGAUUGCUAGACAGACACAACUCGCUAUGGCACAAGUUAUUCUAUAUAGCUUUGCAACCUCAGUUCUCCAGAAGGCUUCAUCAUUUGGCACUGAAUGGGCUAUUAACGAGAUCAAGUCAGCCUGGAACAUCAAGAAAGAAAUACGAAAGUUGGAGAAGUCACUUAUGUCCAUUUGUGCUGUUCUUCAAGAUGCUGAGAGGAAACAGUCUAGUUCUCAUGCCCUCCAAGUGUGGCUGGACAAUUUGAAGGAUGUUGUAUAUGACAUAGAUGAUGUGUUGGAUGAUGUAUCCACUAGAGCCCUAGAACAGGAACUACAUAAAGGUUUCCAUUCUAGACUUCGACAAUUACUAGUUUAUCCCUUAGAGUUAAGUCACAGAAUAAAAGAAGUUCGUGAUAAAUUGGAUGAGAUAGCGACCAAUAAAGCACAGUUUGGAUUAACUGAGAGGCUAAUUGAUAUCUCUCCAGCCAGAAGGAAUAGCAAGGAAACACACUCCUCGAUACAUGAAUCAGACAUCAUUGGGAGAGAUGGAGCUAAAAAUGAGAUUAUUGCAAGGAUUCUAACAGCUGCAGACUCCACAUGUCCAUUGUCAGUACUUCCUAUUGUUGGUUUAGGAGGCAUUGGAAAGACUGCAUUGGCCAAGUUGAUUUACAAUGUUACACAUAUUACUAAGAAAUUUGAAUUGAAGUUAUGGGCAUGCAUCUCUGAUGUGUUUGAUCUUAAGAAGAUCUUGGAAGACAUACUAGAAUUAGGUAUUGGUAAAAGCAGUAAAUAUCUAAAACUUGAGACGGUUCAUAAGAAGUUGUGUGGACUUUUACAAGGAAAGAGAUACUUUCUUGUAUUAGAUGAUAUGUGGAAUGAUAAAACAAGGGAAUGGGAAGAGCUAAGAAGUUUGCUAUCCAUUGGAGGUGCUGGAAGCGUGAUUUUGGUCACAACACGUAGUAUAAAUGUUGCAUCAUUGGUGAAUACAUUAGAGCCAUAUGAUGUGCAAACAUUGCCACAUUAUGAGUGCAUGCAAGUAUUUAUUCGGCAUGCAUUCAGAGAUAAAGAACAUAAAGACCCUAAGUUAGUAAAAAUUGGGGAAUUAAUUGUGAAAAAAUGUUGUGGUGUUCCUUUGGCAGCUAAGACAUUGGGUUCUCUUUUGUCUAAUUGUCGAGAUGUCAAAGAAUGGAGAGACAUUGAAGGAGACAAUUUGUGGAAUGUUGAGCAAGAUAAAGAUGGUAUGUUGCCAGCACUAAAAUUAAGUUAUGAUGCACUUCCACCCCAUCUAAGAGCAUGUUUUGCUUCGAUGUCCACUUUUCCGAAGGACUAUGUUCUUUUCAGGGAGGUUCUUGUUAUGUUUUGGAUGGCAUUAGGGUUGUUGCAUAGAGGAAAUGGAAGUGGGGACACAUUGUGUAUUGGAGAAAGAUACUUCCAUGAACUUUUAGGAAGGUCACUUUUCCAUGACCAAGAUCUGGUUUUUGAUGAAACUAUUGAGAGUUGUAAAAUGCAUGAUCUAAAUCAUGAUCUUUCAAUAAAAGUUUCCCAAAAGGAGAGAGCGGUUGUCAGCUGUAGAAAAUUUGAUGUUCCUGAAAGCAUUAGACACCUAGUGUGGGACCGCCAAGACUUCUCAACCGAGAUGAGAUUCCCUAAGCAACUAAAAAAGGCCCGUAGGGCAAGGAUAUUCAUAAGCAGAUACAAUUAUGGCACUGUGAGUAAAGCCUUUCUUGAAUACAUUUUCUUAACUUUCAAGCACCUUCGUGUCCUAGUUUUUGCUGAGGUUCAGUUUGAAGAACUACCAAGUUUGAUUGUGAACUUAAGGCACCUAAGGUACUUAGAUCUCCAGUGGAAUAUGGAAAUCAAAUAUCUACCUAAUUCUUUUUGCAAGCUGGUAAAUCUACAAACGCUCCAUCUUGGUCGAUGUGACCAACUAGUGGAACUCCCAAGUGGUGUGAAUGGACUUGUUAACCUUAUGUGGUUGGACUUGACAACACAACAAAAAUAUUUAUUUAGACGUGGGUUUGCUGGUUGGUCAUCUCUAGUAUUUCUUCAAUUGGACAAUUGCCUUGAGUUAAUUUCGUUGACAGAGGAAAUUGGCAACCUAACUGCCCUUAGAGAGAUACACAUCUUCAACUGUCCUAAGUUGGCUUCUCUUCCCUCUGCCAUGAGGCAGCUCUCUACACUCCAGAGAUUGUUUAUUAAUAAUUGUGCAGAGCUUGAUCUUAUGGAACCAGAGGAAGCUAUGAGUGGGCUGUGCUGCCUUCGUUCUCUCGUUUUUGCCACCCUUCCAAAGUUGGUGGGAUUUCCCAAGAGCUUCCGAUCUGCUGCUUCCUCUCUUGAAUGUAUUUUCAUUGACAAUUGUAAAGGAUUGGAGAGGCUACCAGGUUUAAUCCAAGGUUUCACUUCUCUUAAGAAAAUUGUGAUUGUUGACUGUCCUAUGCUAAGAAGAAGAUGCAGGGUGGGUUCCUCUAAGGAUUAUCGUCUCAUUCGCCAUGUACCUGAGAUAUGGAUUGAUCAAAAACUCCUUAAGGUAUAUUCUCGGUUGUUUUUGUUUACUCCUCCGUAAAUUGAAUUCAUCGAUUGCAUAUUUUCCUUCCACCAAACAAAAGGAAUUAAAAUUAUUCUGCUUUUAUUUCACCUCUCAUGCUACCUCUUACUGUGUAUAGGCACCGGCAAGCUCUCAUGAAUCGUGACUAGAAAGGAAGGCAUUAUAUUACAAACGCAUCGCACGUGCUUCCUGUCAUACUUUUUUCCGAGUAAUACUCACCACCCUAUAUGUUUGUGGUGGUGGUGUCAUUCUGGUCAUGGUGCUGGUAAUUUGUGCUAUCUAUUGAACCAGCGAUGGUUCAUGCAAACAGCACGGUUAGCUACAUUUUUUAUUGUACUAUUCAUCUUUUUAAUUUUUAAAAUAAUUUUAUUCUUUAUUGUAUUGUAUUGGUUUUGUCUCCAUGCACCACAUUUCAUCUUUUGGCCUAAACUCCACAUAGCUAUCAUUGAUGAAUUUCUUGGCAUAAAUCUAUUUUUUCUCACUCUUGUCUUCCUUUUUGGCUAACUACUGUCACACCCAAUUUCAAGGACGAAAUUAAAUGCAUAAACUCAUAUGUGCCCAGGGAUCAAUCACACACAUAAGUCAUAAAUUACAUAUCGUCAUUGCAGUGUUUAAAACAAGCGUAGUCAUAACAACACGUAGUGUGGUACAAUCACACACAUAAGUCACAAAUAAGUCAUAACAAGGCCAAUGAAAAUAUAGUGGGCCAAUGAGAUAUAAUGAACAAUUUUAAAAGUUGAGGGAGAUGUUUUUGCUAGGUUUUAGAGUCUAAAGAGAAAUACCAAACUUUCGCGAAAGUUGAGAAAGAUAAAGUUGAUUUUUUUCUGCUAAUUUAAUGGAUAUGGGCUAGCUAAUUUAAUGGAUAUGGGUUGUUUCCCACCGUACACAUCCCGUUUCCAUCCUAUGUCGUCCUCCCACAUGAUGUGACAUGUAACACCCCUGGUGUUAAGCAUGCAUUAGGGUUGCAUUUGUCAAACAUAAGCAUCAUCUCAUGAUCAUAAGCAUCAUCUAUG